GCAAGCUAUGCAGCCUUCACUUUUAGUCUGCGGCACUGGUGGACAUAUUUCCUAAGAACAUUACCGGAUAUUGCAGAUCUUGAACCACUCGAGUGCGCGAUUAAUGAGGUUCUUAUACCAGCUGUCACUGUCCAUACAGUCACUAAAGUAGAGCGCGACCUCCUUGGUCUGCCUGUACGCAUGGGAGGCCUUGGAUUUACAGAUCCUGUAGAGACCUCAUCUUCUGAAUACGAGGCUUCAAUAAAAGUUACUAAUCCGCUCGUGAGGCGAAUUGUUGAGCAAGAGCACCAGCCUCCAGAUGCCUCAGAAAGUCGAACACUGCAACUGAGCACACGAAAACAAAAAGACGACUGUCUAAGUGAGAGGCUGGAGCAGGUGAAGAACUCCCUGCCAACAGAAUCGAAGCGAGCUGUUGAGUUAGCUACAGAGAAGAGAUCAUCAAAUUGGCUGACCGUGAUUCCCCUAAAAGAGCUGGAUUACAAUCUGAAUAAGAAGGAAUUUAGAGAUGUAAUCAAGUUACGUUACGACUGGGAAAUAACGGACACGCCCAUGAUCUGCGCAUGCGGUGUUCAAUUUAGCGUGGAUCACGCAAUGGUGUGUCAGGGUGGCGGAUUCAUUAUCCAGCGCCAUAACGAACUGCUCGACUUGGAAGCAGAAAUGCUAAAGAUGGUCUGCAAUGAUGUGGAAGUAGAGCCGGUCCUUCGGGAGGUCACUGGGGAGACAUUAAAUCCUGGCGCUAACAAAAUCGCUGAUGCCCGUUUGGAUAUUCAUGCUCGAGGUUUUGGGGAGAGACAGAGAGAUCUGCAUUCUUCGACGUUCGGGUGUGUCACCCUAAUGCAGACUCUUACAGAGACUUGACUCCUAAGCAAAUCUACAAGAAGCAUGAGAACGAGAAGAAGAGGCAGUAUGCGGAAAGAGUAAUGGAGAUCGAACAGGGAACGUUCACUCCCCUAGUUUUCACGAUUACAGGUGGAAUUGCUGAUGAUUGUGUUAAGUACCACGGCAGACUUGCGGAGCUGAUCGCAAAUAAGAAGGGAGAAAGUUACUUAAUCGCAAUUUCCUGGAUAAGAGCUAAAGUAUCUUUUGCCAUCGUACGCUCUGCAAUACUAUGCUUGAGAGACUCAAGAUCCAGAGGACGACAGCUAGACUUUGUUGACUCAGAUCCACAGAUCGAAAAUAUUAGAGCCUGCCCGAAUUAA
Messenger RNA from Porites lobata, 1199 nucleotides. The record is from the annotation of a GenBank genome assembly. Lineage: Eukaryota; Metazoa; Cnidaria; Anthozoa; Scleractinia; Poritidae.